Ipomoea nil (Japanese morning glory) is the source of this 798-nucleotide messenger RNA. RefSeq lists its product as uncharacterized. The transcript has 2 exons. Lineage: Eukaryota; Viridiplantae; Streptophyta; Magnoliopsida; Solanales; Convolvulaceae. The coding region runs from base 267 to 644 and encodes 125 amino acids. The record is from RefSeq and is a predicted model, not a curated record.
ACAGCGUAAUUUGCGGUCAAAGAUGGGGGAGAGAGCCCAGAUCAGGCCCAAAAUCAUGCAUUGUCCGAAAUUACAUAGAUUUGGAAAGUGAAGGUUUUGGGGUUCCCGCUCUUCCGCACCAUUUUUUGCCGCCACCAUAAAUCAAAACUCCAAACGCACUUAGAUUUCAUCAUUUCAAAGAGAUCGAGCAUUUCUUCUCUGAACUUCUCCAUAGAGAGAGAGAGAGAGAGAGAGAGAGAGAGAGAGAGAGAGAGAGAGAGAGAGAAAUGCUGGGAAGAGUGAGGAGAUCGUCGAUUAGCUCGUUGGAGCAGUUGGAGUUGGAGAGGCAACCUCCCAAGCUCAUGAAAUCAGAUUCUCUCUCCAUCUAUGAGACUACACUGCUGAAGUUAAAAGAAGGCUCUCGGCGUCGUGAUAUAAGCUCAUGUUUGGAGGAUUCGAAAGGAGAGGAAGCAUCUGCAAUCGAUGUGGAUUCGUCUUCUUCUUUUGAUUCACAAAGACAACAACCAAAGACCGGAAAUUUGUCUCUUCCUUACCUGUUUUUAAGGUACAGAAGCUCUCGUCAGCCAGUAAGCUCAGCUGAUGAGGAUAGCUGUUCCUCUGCAACUACUUCACCUUGGCCUAGCAUUGUACAAAGCAGCUCAUGACACCACUUAUAGCAGGAACAUAAUUCAUGUAAAAUUUGUACGAGAAGCACUGCUACUUUAUUAUUCUCAUGUAACUUGAUUUAGGAUCACAUUAUUAGUCUUCUAACAACUGGUUGUUUAUGUUGUUAGAAUAGAGGUUUGUGACAUCUGUCUA